AAGACCGGAUGCAUAUCAUUAAAAAUUAUAAUGAAACGUGAUUUUUAUUAAUAUUAUUUUGCUAUCCGUCAGUCGUCAUACUUAUAAAUACUUUCAAUUGUGUCGAUUCAUCGUUCGGCCGGCAUUGAAGUAGCGUUUAAUCGUCAAUUUAUUCGACGACAUUCACGUUUCUCAGUUCAAAGUCGUCGACGUUUAACAAGCGUUGGUGGUUUGUCCCGUAGUUGUUAUACUCCAACGACCAAAGAAAUGAAGAAAAUCGCGAUUUUUGGUGCCACCGGCAUGACGGGACUGUGCACCGUCGAAGCCGCUUUGAAACUAGGUCUAGAAGUCAGGGCUCUACUGCGAGAUCCCAGUCGCAUGCCCGAAGAACUUCGUAAGAAAGUAGAAGUGGUCACUGGCGAUGUUCUGGUCAAAGAAGAUGUGGACAAGGUCGUCGAGGGCAGAGACGCGGUCGUCGUGACUUUAGGAACCAGAAACGAUCUGGCUCCUACCACAAUAAUGUCAGAUGGGUUGAGAAACAUUUUGUCAGCGAUGGAAAAGAACAGUGUGAAAAUUGUAUCGGUGUGCUUAUCCACCUUUUUAUUCUAUGAUAAGCCCAAAGUGCCAGCAAUGUUCCAUGGCAUCAACGAUGAUCAUGAACGGAUGUUGAAUUUGUUGCAAGCAACCGAAUCUUUGAAUUGGAUUGCUGUGAUGCCACCACACAUCGCCAGCACUCCGUCAGGCGAUUACAGCGUAGAAAUCGGCUCAUCACCUGGUCGCGCCAUAUCGAAAUAUGAUCUUGGGAAGUUUAUGAUUGAAUGUCUGUCUAAUCCUGAUUACUAUAAACAGAAAUGUGGUUUGGCGACUAAAGUUUCUGCUCCAUGAAGUAAAAUUGAACAAAAAUUGUGUGUAAGGAAAUUCAGUUUGUUACACAAUGGAAUUGAAGUCUUAGGGCCAAAUGAUAAUCUAUAAUUUUACAAUAACUCUAUAUGUAAUGGAAUAGAUGAGGAAAUAUAUUAAAACAAUUGUUGA
Molecule: messenger RNA, 1011 nt
Organism: Melanaphis sacchari
Lineage: Eukaryota; Metazoa; Arthropoda; Insecta; Hemiptera; Aphididae
Product: flavin reductase (NADPH)
Exons: 4
Coding region: 247-864 (205 amino acids)
Source: RefSeq, a predicted model, not a curated record